Molecule: messenger RNA, 912 nt
Organism: Lodderomyces elongisporus
Lineage: Eukaryota; Fungi; Ascomycota; Pichiomycetes; Serinales; Debaryomycetaceae
Product: putative pantetheine-phosphate adenylyltransferase
Exons: 1
Coding region: 1-912 (303 amino acids)
Biological process (GO): coenzyme A biosynthetic process
Molecular function (GO): dephospho-CoA kinase activity
Source: RefSeq, a predicted model, not a curated record
AUGCAACAUCCCGUUGUUCUUUUAAAUAACCCCAUAGAGAUUGAUUACUCCGAAUUACUAAUCAACGUCAUUUCUCUAAUCAAGGGGUGCAACCAACUAGACAUUUUAAUUCUUCAUCAAAUAAACGAUGCUUCCAAUCUAAAUGAAGUACUAUACAAAUACUAUACACUAGUACGAACCGAAGUUCAAGCUUCGUCAUGGUUUGAUCAUUCUUUUCAAAUUAAUAUCAUUUUCAACAUUUCAGAUGAUAAGAUUAGAAAACUAGCCCAAAAUUGGAACCGUGCAAUAUUUGCACAGGCAGAAAUGAAUGUUAUAAAGGCACCAAAGUCACAGAUAACUGCACUUGAUGUUAAUCUUGAACAUUCUAAAUUCUCACCUCCAUCAAAAACCGAGAAGAAAUCGAUAGGACAAUUCAAAACCACUGCCGUGGGAGGCACUUUUGACCAUUUACACGAUGGUCACAAGAUUUUGUUAUCGAUGGCAUCUUUCUUGACUAAGCUGAGAAUGAUUAUAGGCAUCACCGGAUCUGAGCUAUUGAAAAACAAAAAGUUUGGAGAUGCAUUGGAAUCAUUUUCCAAGCGACAGCAGUCUGUCACCACAUUCUUGCAUAUGAUCAUGGGCGAUGAUCACUAUUACGAGGUAUAUGAAAUCAACGAUGUUUGUGGACCUACAGGAUACAUUGAGGAUAUUGAUGGCUUAGUUAUAAGUCUUGAAACUGCAUCGGGAGGAGAUUUUGUCAACAAGUAUAGACGAGAGCAAGGAUAUAAACAAUUGGACAUUACUGCGAUCAAAGUCAUUGGUCAAUCAGAAACCAACAAUGCUGAAAAUUCAUGGAAGGGUAAGAUAAGCUCAACUGACAUUAGAGCACAAGAGUUAGAAAAGACUAAAAGCUUGGAGCAAUUCUCACGUUAA